Messenger RNA from Aspergillus caelatus, 804 nucleotides. RefSeq names its product putative oxidoreductase, 2OG-Fe(II) oxygenase family. Gene Ontology annotation, molecular function: dioxygenase activity. The record is from RefSeq and is a predicted model, not a curated record. NCBI's taxonomy places the organism in Eukaryota, Fungi, Ascomycota, Eurotiomycetes, Eurotiales, Aspergillaceae. The transcript has 3 exons. Bases 1 to 804 code for a protein of 267 amino acids.
AUGACUGUCCAAAAUAAGAUAGCAUCUCUGGCGGUAGUCGAUUACGAAGCCUUAGCGAACAAAGAUGGUAAAGAGAUCCGGAAGCUCGUUCAAGCCUGCGAAUCCGUGGGCAUGUUCCACCUCAACCUCGGAGAUUCAAGGAUAAAGGCUGUCUACAAAGACAUACCGAAUCUCCUCCAGGCCGGCAAGGCCUUCUUCGACCUGCCCCCGGAUUGCGAGGAAAAGAAGCAAAGCAUUCGCGAAGGAAUGGAGCGAGGGUAUCACGCAGCCAAGACUUUCGAAUACUACGAGAUCGCCCGGGAUGAGUAUCAACUAGGCAAAUGGUCCCUGCCUCCUUGCCUCACACCCCACGAAGAGCGCAUUACCCGGACCCUGCAAUCCCUGCACGGUGCCAUUCAGACAGUCUUAGCGGAGCUCUGCGCCGCCAUAGAUGUGAACAUCCCCGAGCUGAGCGACGAUCCAACUGUUCCCAGCGACACUGCGCUCAAGCUAGUCUUCAAGCCUCCCGUACAAGAACCUGGUGCGGUGGUCCAGCCGUGGCAUACCGAUUUCGGUCUCAUGACGCUGAUGUGGUAUGAGGAGGUGAGCGCACAGAUCCCAGUCUAUGACGCAGAGGGAAAACGAACCGAGGCCUGGCAGGCAGUUCCUGUCGUCGAUGGUGCCGUUCUCGUCAAUAUUGCAGAUGAACUGGAGGCUAAAUCGGGUGGGCGUCUGCGUUCGACGGUGCACCGUGCGGUGACGCCGCCCGGACCUAAGAAGGCGAGACACGGAAUGGUCUAUCUUCUUCGGCCGCACAAGGAUUAG